ACCAUCUUGGAAAACAGUCAUUCGGCUGCUAUGACCGUGUUCAGACGUACUAGAAAUCUUCAUCCACGCGGUUGGCAGCGACGAACUUUGAGUGAGCAAUUAUCACCCUACUACCUUUGCACAUAGCGACGAGUGUUGUUUGACCUAGAUGGCUAGCGCAGAAGUGUUGUUACCAUCGCCCAGAGUAAACAUGUUAGACUCGGUCACAUUGACUAGUGUUGACAACGUGGCGCUGCCCAGCAUGUGCGGGGGGCCGCACCGGGGCCUGCGGCGCCCCUCGGGCACGGCCGAGAGCGAGAGCGACUCCCCGCCCAGCAAGAAGAGCAAGAAGGCGCGCCGCAGGAGGAAGAAGAAGCCGCGGCAGCGGGCCAGCGCCAACGGCCUGCGGACCAAGCCCGUGGCGCCCCUCAACACCACGCAGUUCCUGAUGGCGGAGCACGACCAGCUGCAGGACACGGACAUCGUGGCGGCCCGCCCGCGCCGCCACCGCGACUCCUCCUUGAGCGUCGACUCCGAGGACCAGGCCUACGACGAGUUCUACUCCUCGCCCGAGGACGAGGAGGAGUUCCUCACGCGGGAGUUCUGGACGGCCUACGAGGACGUGCACGCCGAGCGCCUCGACACCAUGACGAAGGCGCAGCUGGUGCAGGAGUACCUCGCCCUCGAGGAGAAGGUGGACCUGCUGGAGCGGCAGCUGCGCGCCGUGCGAGCGCGGCACCGCCAGCGGCAGCAGGAGCAGGGCCCCGAGGAGGACGAGGACGAGGACGAGGAGGACGUGGGCCCCGGCGAGGUGCUGGUGGACGAGGAGACGGCGGAGAAGAUCUCCAUCUUCCAGUCGGAGAUCAGCAGCCUCGAGACGGAGAACCGCCGCCUGCGGGAGGAGAACUUCAAGCUGCGGCGCUGCUCGUCCGCCAGGUCGUCGUCGUCGUCGUCGUCCUCGGGCGACUCGAGCAGCGACUCGAGCAGCAGCAGCAGCAGCGACUCGAGCAGCGACAGCGAGAUGGAGGACGACGAGCGGGCCAAGGCGGCGGCGACCACCUGUUCGUCGCCCUCGAGAGGCGGCCCCGAGGCGGCGGCGCCCGACACCAGCGUCCGGCCCGCCGCCGCCGACACCUGUGCGGGCGAGGCGGCGCGCCUGCUCGCCCCCGAGGCCCGCCCCGACAGCGGCGUGGCGAGCGGCGGGGGCGACGCCCCCCUCCCCACGCAGCCCUCGUCCUUCACCACGCCGCCCGCCUCGCCCACGCUCGAGGACGACCCCAAGACCAAGGGCGAGGUGAGCGCCAGCAGAUCCGCGGAGGGCGGCGGGGUCGAGGCCGAGGUCUCGAGCACCACCGCGACGUAGAGGUGACGUACUCUUAAGCACUGUGGCUCGCCCACGCACUCGGUCUGUGAUCUUAAACUGUGUAAGUCUAAGGAAGCGCAUGGUGUCUGGGCGGCGCCCACGGCCCUCGGAGUCGCGGUGUCAAGAGAGAGGGAGGGAGGGCGCGGAGGGCCCCACCGCCCGCGGCCGCAGGAGCUGCAGCAGCACUUCGGAUAGGGCUCCCCCCUCCCCCCCUGCUCGACCUUUGGCUAUCCCUCGAGAGUGCAAGAAGCGAUUCUGCAGGAGGUCGAGAAGAAGCGAGAAAGAAAGAAAGGGAGAGAGAAAAUUUGAGUGCUCGUGGAUGUGUUGGUGUUGGUGAAGAGAGAAGAGAGAGGAGAGGGCGGGCGCUGAACACUCUCGUGACCCCUCCCCCGCCCACCCUCCCUGCAGAGAUGACAACCGUGAACUCUUGCCCCCCCCCUCCCCGGGCCCAUGUGUAUUCUUGUGACAGCCUUCGGCGGCGGACAAAGUUUAUUAUAAUAGUCUUAAGGAUUUACAAAGUCGAUCUCUUUUUAUUGUUUAUGAAUGAUGAUGAAAGUGAUUUAUUUCUUCUCAUCUUAUUUCUUGUCUUUUGUGUCUUUAUUUUUACGGAUAUUGUAUGUACGAAGUGUCAGAAGGAGGUUUAUAAUAGGAUUUGUUUAUUUACUUGUUUUCAUUUAGCAAAUUUAACGUACACGAGAUGUGUGUGUGUAAAAGUUGCCAGACACCGCUAGUUUCCAGAUACCAGUCCGCCCAUGAAGACCGAUUUUGCUUUCGUUAUUUCCACUCUACAAAUGUCUUUCGCCGAGUUUUUCUGGUUUUACCAAUUUACUCUUUUGUUCCCUCAACUUCGCAUUCUGUCAUUUGUUAACAUUUCACGAGUCACUAUUUUUAAUAUUAAUAUCCUUUUGUCUCUGAAAAGAUAUCUUUAAGUAAAGCUGAAACUAUCAAAAUAGUUUUUUCUUAGUUACUCGUUCAAGUAAGAAGAGAGAGAAUCUCUCUCAUUUCCUGAAAGGAAGAGGCGGAAUUGUGUAUUUCAUUUUGUCAAUAUUUAUUUUUCCAUAGAUAAGGACGAUGAGAGUUGCGUGCUCACUUUGUAUUGUUGGAUCUCUUAGCGGACAUAUCUAGAAGCUAGUCAUGGGCCAAAUUCUGAAUGAACUCGGCACCUUCGAGGGGCGGCGGCCGUCGGCUCGGCAGACCCGAAGCCGUCGUCGUUUCCGAAGUGCUGGUUUUACCGUGGAUUUGAACCACCUUUAUAUAUAUAUUUUUCGUGAAGAGGAAAGAUAUAUGCCAAGCUAACAGGAUAUUAAAAAAGGAAUAUAUAUAUAGAUGGAUAUAUAUAUUAUAAAACAAGAUUUAUAUAUAUAUACAUAGUAUUUUCUCAUUUGUGUUUUUGUUUUGUUUUUGUCAUGGUUGGGCGUUCGUUUCUUGGCUGUGACUUGUGCUUAGGAUAUAAAAUGUUAUAGUUUUAUGUCCUAGCCAAUAAUGAUGUGCUCUUUUGGCGCCCUUGAAAUCACGUUAGACCUCUGUACUUUGGUUAAUCUUUACGUGUAAGUUUGAUCCAUAUACAGUGAUACUAAAUGGGUAUAUUUUUCUUGGCAUUUGUGUAAUCUUUAAGAGAAAUAAUAUCAUGGAGCAUUAAGUACGGAUCAGCAUAUUUCUUGUAUUAUUAUCAUCAUUAUUAUUAUUGUUAUUAUUAUUAUUAUUAUCAUUAUUAUUAUUAUUGUCAACAUUAUCACUAUUUAUCAUUAUCAGUUUGCUAGUUAUUCCUUUUUUUGCAAUUGUAAUUACUUUAAGAUUAUUAUUAUUAUUAUUUUUAAGCUUGUGAUCAUCUUUAUUCCUGUGACAUUGUGUUUGGUUUUGUUUUAUUGUACUUUGUGAACUUUCCUGCUCACGUCUUAUUGGUUAGUUGAAGCGUGGAUUCCACCAAUCAGCGACUUGCUAAGCGUGAAAUGGGCGGGGCAUAUGCGCGAUUGCCUUUUUCAUUCAUCGAUUUUUCAUUCAUGUUAUUUAUGGUUAGCGCAUAAAACUACGAUUGAGAUAUUCUUCAUUGCUGUAAUUGAUGUUUUUAUUAUUUGUGCUUAUUUAUUUUUAUUUUUUAACAUAUCCUGUUGAUGGCUGCGAGACACUUUAAGGCUAGAAUUCUGACUUUGAGACGCUCCUAAGACCGCGAAAGCCCACGAGUUCUGAUUGGCUGAGCGGCUUCUUGAGAUCGGUUUCAGAAUUCUUGGCAGCGAGUACAAAGUUCCCAUGAUUUAGCCCACUUGUUUAUUUUUUUAAAAAAGCAGAGUAUUUGUUAAGAUAAAUAAAAUGAAGAGUUAAAAAAAAAGUAACAAAGAAAUGAAAGUAUAUAUAUAUGGAUUGAUGUGAUAAAGUGAUGAUGAAAGCUCUAAGUCUAAGAAAGAAAUGAAGUCGAAUGACGUGGUUGAGAAGUGACUACAAGAUGGUUUGUUUCUUUUUUUCUUCUUCAUCCAUAUGCAAGAUUGUACGUUUGAGAUUGUUAUUAAACAGAAGAAAAAGGAAGUCGUACCUGAGGAAAUUGAGAGAAUAUUAUGGAAUGUGAUCUUUCCUUUUUUCAAAAUGUUAUGUGCUUCCUGAGCGGAGAUAUAAAACUGUAAAACAAAGAUUUUCCAUAAAUAAAUGAUCAUUUUAAUUUA
Molecule: messenger RNA, 3996 nt
Organism: Penaeus vannamei (Pacific white shrimp)
Lineage: Eukaryota; Metazoa; Arthropoda; Malacostraca; Decapoda; Penaeidae
Source: RefSeq, a predicted model, not a curated record